CGACAAAUCCUAAAAUAUGUAAAUAAGUCAUUUUGAUAAGGUUUAAUGAAUUUAUUUUACAAAGUUAUUUGUGAUAAUAAUGAGCGAUUCUGUGACUACUGGAACGAAAACUGUUAGCGAUACUUCUGGAUCUGAAUCAACAGAGGUUCCUCUGGUCGUAGACCGAUGGACUAAUAACAUCAGCUACCGUCAACUUGUCCUGUCAAGCUGCAUAGGAAUCGCUCAGUUCUGGUGGCACCCCUACAUCCAUGACCUCACGAAGCUACUCCCGUUUCUCUUUCUCCACAAUGUGUUCAGCAUUAUCGUGGCGUAUCCCUUAUUUUAUCUAGAGCUUGCACUUGGAGUUGUCACAAAGAAGGGAGUUUUGAUGUGCUGGGACAUGGCGCCUGUCGCUAGAGGAAUUGGUUUCGCAAUGUUAAUAUGUGCUGCGUUCACUACAUUGGCGUUUGGUGUGGUUUGUGCCUGGAGCUUGGCGUUCACUGUUCACUCGAUGCAUACGUUCUUACCGUGGCUGCAUUGCGCUGCUGAGGUGACCCCCGCCUGCGCAUCGAGACAUCGACCAUUGCCUGAAGGAAGUGAAACCCCAGCGCAAUCUUUUUUUUACAAUUUCGUAUUGCAUCUCAAACGGAACGGACUUUCUGGAGGUUUUGGCAACGUGGUGACAGAGUUGACCAUUUAUUAUGUUAUAUCAUGGAUUUUAAUUUAUUUUAUUGCUUGUAAAAGACUAUACAGUUAUUCAAAGUUGGUAUACUUCAAAGACGUGUUGGCAUAUUUCGUGAUAGUAUGCUGUGCCUGUGGGGUCACCAUGUUAAGAGGAGCCAGUCGAAUGUUUCGGGAGUCUGAGUGGGGUAUCGUCUUCAACAACUUGCAGAUAUGGCGAGACGCUAUCGAAUUUUCGUUCAUGCAAAUGGUAAUAUCUCAAGGGACGCUUGUGAUGUUGGGCUCGUAUUGUCCCAAGCACAAACACAAACUCACGAGGACAGCUCUGUGUGCCUUCGCAGUGUCGAGGAGCUGCAGCACAGGAUCUGCGUUAAUAUUGGGCGCUGUGCACGGGGCGCUCACUGUGGACUAUGAUAAUAAGACUAAUCUCACUGGAGGUACUUCAGCGUCGUUCAUUCUCUGGUCAGACUUCGUAACUCGAAUACCUGGCAGUCAGGUCUGGUCGUUGCUUAUAUUCUUCACAAUAUUUGUGUUGGCAUUGUCUUCAACGGCAUUAUUAGUCCAGACAAUAAUGUCGACGUUCACUGGAAGGUUUAUUCGUAAAAUAAGAUGGGCGUUCCUGAUCUUUCUAUGUAUAUUAUUCUGUUUCAUUGGAAUUAUAACACUUUGCACACAGGGAGGACUGUACGGUCUAAACUUCCUGAUGAAAUGGCCUGUUUCGAAACCUCGAGUGGUGAUUGGAGCUAUCGUUGCAAUGGUUGUGUCAUACUUUUAUGGGCAAUCAACUUUCUGUGAAGAUAUUUUCUUUACCGUCGGGGAGUACCCUGGUAUUUUCAUAAGAGUUUGUUGGGCUGUGUCACCUUUCAUACUAUUAAGCUCGUUUCUAUCCGACGUCGCGUCGUGGACGCAGCCGGAUUCAGGCAUCGGAUGGGCGCUUGUGAUUAUCACGUUACUGCCAGUGAUGACGCUCAUGACUCUGUACCUGGUCUUCAAAUUCCGAGUCAGGAACAUGAUCAGCAAUGAGAAGUGACAAGAUUAUGUUUUGAACUAGAAAUGAAAUAAAUACACGCAUCUAUAGAAUGA
This is a messenger RNA of Leptidea sinapis, 1743 nucleotides long. Its product is annotated as sodium-dependent proline transporter-like. Gene Ontology annotation, biological process: sodium ion transmembrane transport. The record is from RefSeq and is a predicted model, not a curated record. Gene Ontology annotation, cellular component: membrane. NCBI's taxonomy places the organism in Eukaryota, Metazoa, Arthropoda, Insecta, Lepidoptera, Pieridae. The transcript has 12 exons. Bases 80 to 1690 code for a protein of 536 amino acids.